Neoarthrinium moseri is the source of this 2382-nucleotide messenger RNA. RefSeq lists its product as uncharacterized. Gene Ontology annotation, biological process: transmembrane transport. Gene Ontology annotation, molecular function: oligopeptide transmembrane transporter activity. NCBI's taxonomy places the organism in Eukaryota, Fungi, Ascomycota, Sordariomycetes, Amphisphaeriales, Apiosporaceae. The transcript is spliced from 12 exons. The record is from RefSeq and is a predicted model, not a curated record. The coding region runs from base 1 to 2382 and encodes 793 amino acids.
AUGGCUGCCGAGAUCCAGCAUGCUCCACCCGACGACUCGAGCAUUGAGCAGUCCACGCCUUCUCGUGAUGAGAAGAAGGCGGACGCUGACGACACAAUCGAGCCCUAUGCUGUCGACCUAGAAGGCGAAGGGUCCGACGCGGAGAAGCAGAGACUGGUCGAAAAGGCCGAGGCUGUAGAACUGACACCUGUCGAAGCGUUCAAGUGGAACGUUGAGGGCGAUCAGUCGCCUUUUCCCGAGGUUGCUGCUUGUGUACCCAACACCGACGACCCAAGUAUACCCUGCAACACAUUCCGAGCCUGGUUUCUUACCACCGUCUUCGUUAUUGUGUUCUCCGGCGCGAACCAGUUCUUUGGCUUGCGAUAUCCAUCGCUAUCCAUCGGCUAUGUCGUCGCUCAGUUGCUUGUGUUUCCCAUCGGCAGGGCGUGGGAAAGACUGCCGCGUUGGCGCCUUCCCUUGGGCAAGCUCUCCUUCGACAUCAACCCUGGUCCCUUUAACAUGAAGGAGCAUGCACUUAUUGUCAUUUGCGUCAACAUCAGUUCCAGCAUUGCCUACGCUUCUGGAGCUCUGGUGGCCAUCGUCAGCCCGGUCUACUGGGACCAUGACAACGGCGCAGGCUUCUCAUUCUUGUUCUUGUUGACAACACAGAUGCUCGGGUUUGGAUUGGCCGGCAUGUCUCGUAGAUGGCUCGUCUACCCGGCGGCGCUCAUAUGGCCAGACUCCCUCGCCUCCACUGUCCUCUUCCGGGCUCUGCACGAGCCUCAGGAGCACUUCUCCGCCAAUGGUUGGACGCUGUCCCGGUACCGGUUCUUCUCGUACUUUACCAUCUUUGCGUUCGUCAUCUUCUGGUUUCCGGAUUACAUUUGGACCAGUCUGAGUACGUUCGCAUUCAUCACUUGGAUCGUGCCGCACAACCAAAAGGUCAACACCAUCUUCGGCAUGAACUCGGGUCUCGGACUACUGCCUAUCAGCUUCGAUUGGACACAGAUCACCUACGCCGGAACUCCUCUGACGACUCCUUUUUACAUCACUUGUAAUGCCUUCGCUGUGGUAGUCCUGUUUUACCUGUUUCUCUCGCCGAUCUUGUACUAUAACAACGUAUGGUACAGUGCUUACUUGCCACUUCUCUCAUCGAGCACUUUCGAUAACACAGGGUCUUCUUACAACAUCUCUCGCGUGGUCGAUGGGAAUCUCAACUUUGUACUCAGCAAGUAUGAAGAGUACUCGCCUAUGUACAUUUCAAUGUCGUACUCCAUCUCCUACGCCCUCUCAUUCGCUGCCGUCACCGCCAUCGUGUUUCACACCUACCUGUACAAUGGCAAGGAGAUCUGGGCAAAGUUUAAAAACUCCCGUGCUGGUGGCGAGGAUAUCCACAAGCGUCUCAUGAAUGUCUAUGAGGAAGUUCCUGAUUGGUGGUAUGGUGUUCUCACCCUCAUAGUCCUUGGAUUGGGUAUCCUGACCGUUCGCUACUGGGAGUCGGGCCUGCCGGUGUGGGGUUUCAUUGUCGUAUGCUUCGGCAUGGGUGUGGUAUUGAUUGUACCUGAGGGUAUCCUGGAAGGAACGACGAAUCAGAGAAUAUUCCUUAACAUAAUCACAGAGCUGAUCGCCGGCUACGCCUGGCCAGGGAAGCCUAUUGCUAACAUGAUGGUCAAGUGCUAUGGCUACAAUUCUGUAAAGCAUGGGAUGGACUUUGCCAAGGACCUCAAGCUGGGACAGUACAUGCUUCAGAAAAUCCCACCGCGGGUUCUCUUCGUGGGGCAGAUUUAUUCGUCUAUCCUUGCUACAGCAACUCAGACUGGCGUCCUCCGAUGGAUGAUUGGUAACAUCCCCAACCUGUGCAGCUCUAAGAACACCCAACGCUUCACAUGCAAUGGUGCCAAGGUCGUUUACAAUGCUUCCCUAAUCUGGGGAACCAUUGGUCCUCAAAGGAUGUUCCAAGCUGGACAGGUGUACAAUGGUAUUAUGUACUUCUUUCUGAUAGGACCCGUCGUUACCGUCAUUGUUUACUACCUCUAUCGACGAUACCCGAACACCUGGGUAAGAUAUAUCAACGUACCGAUAUUCUUCAACGCAGCUGGAAAUAUCCCCCCAGCGAAUACGACCCAAUACUCGUUGUGGUUCAUUUUUGGAUUUCUCUUCAAUUACCUGAUCCGCCAGCGAGCCUUCGCAUGGUGGAAGCGCUACAACUACCUGCUUCAGGCUGCCAUGGACACUGGUACCGCAAUUGCCACAGUCGUUAUCUUUUUUGCCUUGAGCUAUCACAAUGUCACACUCAAGUGGUGGGGUAAUACCGUUGGGUCCAACACAGAUGAUGCGAACUCAGUCCCAUAUUUGACUGUUGCCAAAGGCGGAUAUUUUGGCAAAGGCCCAGGUCAGUUCUAG